AGGUGUCCUGCGGGAGGCGUCCCCGCGCGGCCAGCGGAGGCGCCCGGGGCGGCGGGAGCUGUGCGCCGCGGUGCGCGGAGGGGCAUUUUCCUCCCCACGCCCUGCGGGCUUCGGCUCUGCCUCCCGCCUCGGCUCCGGCUGCCUGAACCAUGUCCGCGAGAGUGGCCCACCCGCAGGACCCUCACCACCCAUCAGAGAAGCCCGUCAUUCACUGCCAUAAAUGUGGGGAGCCGUGCAAGGGCGAAGUGCUCCGGGUGCAGACCAGACAUUUCCACAUCAAAUGUUUUACCUGCAAAGUGUGUGGCUGUGACCUGGCCCAAGGGGGCUUCUUCAUAAAGAACGGGGAGUACCUCUGCACCCUGGACUACCAGCGGAUGUACGGGACACGCUGCCAUGGCUGCGGGGAGUUCGUGGAGGGCGAGGUGGUGACUGCCCUGGGCAAGACCUACCAUCCCAACUGCUUUGCUUGUACAGUCUGCAAGCGCCCGUUUCCACCUGGAGAUCGAGUCACGUUCAAUGGGAGAGACUGCCUUUGUCAACUGUGUGCACAGCCGAUGUCUUCCAGCCCCAGCGAAGCCGCCUGCUCCGGCAACUGCGCUGGCUGYGGAAGAGACAUCAAGAAUGGGCAGGCGCUGUUGGCGCUGGACAAGCAGUGGCACUUGGGGUGCUUCAAAUGCAAGUCCUGCGGGAAGGUCCUCACUGGGGAGUACAUCAGCAAGGAUGGCGCCCCAUACUGUGAAAAGGACUACCAGGGGCUCUUUGGUGUGAAAUGUGAAGCUUGUCAACAGUUUAUCACAGGGAAAGUCCUGGAGGCAGGUGACAAACAUUAUCACCCCAGCUGUGCACGAUGCAGCAGAUGCAACCAGAUGUUCACAGAAGGAGAAGAGAUGUAUCUUCAAGGGUCCACCGUUUGGCAUCCCGACUGUAAGCAAUCUACCAAGACAGAGGAAAAACUGCGGGUUUCAUGGCAGCCACCAAACAUCCACCGCUCUUCCUCCGAUUUCUUUUAUCCCAAAAGUCUGAUUCGCCGCACAGGACGGACUCCGUCUCUGCAGCCAACCAGGACCUCUUCAGAAAGUAUUUAUUCCAGACCAGGAUCCAGCAUCCCUGGUUCACCAGGUCACACUAUCUAUGCAAAAGUAGACAACGAAAUCCUGGAUUACAAGGAUUUAGCCGCCAUCCCCAAGGUCAAGGCAAUUUAUGACAUUGAACGUCCUGAUCUCAUUACCUAUGAGCCUUUCUACACCUCGGGCUAUGAUGACAAGCAGGAGAGACAGAGCCUUGGAGAGUCUCCAAGGACUUUGUCUCCUACUCCAUCAGCAGAAGGCUACCAGGACAUUCGGGAUCGGGUGAUCCAUCGCUCCACCAGCCAGGGCUCCAUCAACUCCCCUGUAUACAGCCGCCACAGUUACACUCCAACCACUUCGCGCUCUCCCCAGCAUUUCCACAGACCUGAGCUUUUGUCUCCUGGUGUGCAGAGGGUGUCCCACCCKCGCACCAGCAGCUUCAGCUCCACCCACAGCGACUCCCGCCCCAACCCCCCCUUCCGACACCACUUCCUUCCCCAUGUCAAAGGCAAUGAGCCGUCCAGCGGCCGGAACUCCCCUCUCCCUUACCGGCCCGACAGCCGCCCUCUAACUCCAACUUACGCUCAGGCCCCUAAACAUUUCCAUGUUCCAGAUCAAGGGAUCAACAUUUACCGAAAACCACCCAUCUACAAACAGCAUGAUGCAGCUGCUUUGGCAGCCCAGAGCAAGUCCUCAGAAGAUAUCAUCAAGUUUUCCAAGUUCCCAGCAGCCCAGGCACCAGACCCCAGCGAGAUACCAAAGAUUGAGACGGACCACUGGCCUGGUCCCCCCUCACUUGCCGCCGUAGGAACUGACAUGAGACGCAGAUCUAGUGGCAGAGAGGAAGAUGAGGAGGAAUUCCUGAGACGCCGGCAGCUUCAAGAAGAGCAGUUAAUGAAGCUUAAUUCAGGCCUAGGGCAGUUGAUACUGAAGGAAGAGAUGGAGAAGGAGAGCCGGGAGAGAGCAUCCUUGUUAGCCAGCCGCUAUGAUUCUCCUAUCCACUCAGCUUCCUACGCUCCAUCAUCUAAAACCUCAUCUCUUCCUGGCUAUGGAAAAAAUGGGCUUCACCGGCCCGUUUCCACAGACUUUGCUCAGUAUAACAGCUACGGAGAUGUCAGCGGGGGAGUGCGAGACUACCAGACCCUCCCGGAUGGCCACAUGCCUGCAAUGAGAAUGGACCGGGGCGUAUCCAUGCCCAACAUGUUGGAACCAAAGAUAUUUCCAUAUGAAAUGCUCAUGGUGACCAACAGAGGGCGCAACAAAAUCCUAAGAGAUGUGGACAGAACCCGGCUGGAGCGCCACUUGGCCCCAGAAGUGUUUCGGGAAAUCUUUGGGAUGUCCAUACAGGAGUUUGACAAGUUACCUCUUUGGAGACGCAAUGACAUGAAGAAAAAAGCAAGACUCUUCUAAGUCCCACACAUAAAYGGCAGUUAGAAAAAGGACUGGCAGCGGGGCAAGGCCUGCCGUGUUACACUAAGGCCCAGACUUGAUUGGAGAAUUUAUAGACUGCCAUCCCUCAGCCACGACAAAAAGGGAAAUUCUGGUCCCAACACCCAUGAGCCAAACACUGGGCCAACCCACAGUAACACUUGCCAAGCAGCCAUGGGUAGAAAUUUCUAUGUUUCCAAAAUCAGCAGUAGUGUCCACACGUGACCUUUUCUCAUGACCUCGUGUCCACAACAGGAGCUUCUUUCUUUCUCCUUCUGUUUUCCUUUAACUGUUGUCCACCCUAGUGCUGACUGUGGUGGUAAGAGCCAGCAAGUGCCCUUAGAAUGCCGCACAGGAAGAAACAGUUGUACUAAUUCCAAAGGAUGAAUAUAUUUAUUACGUAGCACUGUGCUAAGCAGGAGUCUGAGGAAUGGGGCCAUGUGGUAGCAGCAGUUGUGCGCAGCUUUUCCUUGCCGGCCUCUAGAAGCUCUGUCUGGGCUCUGGCAGAACAGAAAUCAGGGAACCGGGCAGGUCUGAUCGAGCCUGAAUUUCAGCAAAAAGUGAUUUUUAACAAGCUCCUUGUUCUCUUUGUUUGCUGGGACCUGGUUGGCAAAUUGCUUAGCCAUUACUAGAAUUUUUUGAAAGAGGAAAGAAAGGAAAAGGAAAAGGAAUGAAGGAAACCCUCCCUGAACUCUUUUUCUGCUUCAAAUAGUGUAAUGAUUCUUCCUUCUCACCAAGGACAGGAGGUGGCCUGGGCUCCACCUUCACAAAGAAAGGAGAGACAAGAAUUGUCUUCCGACUGGCCCAGUUGCAUGCAGCGAGGUGAUUUUUGUCUAUGGGUCAUAUCCCUCUUAGCAAAAACAAAAACAAAAUCCAUGUUCUGCCCCAAAUGCAACUUCUCAUGCUCAGCGUCCCCUAUAAACUGUCUGGCAUCCUCUGAAUCCAAUCAAACCCAUGCUGAUUUUGCUUUUUAAGGUCUUUUCAGUAGUAAGUUAAGGAAAGGCAUGUUUUCCUCUUAAAUAUCUGCAACUCCAAAGUAGAUUACAUCCAAUCAAUUUAAUUUGGCCUUCUCAGCUUUCCUUGUUGUUUGGCACUGUUAACUUCAGUGUGAGUGUGUGCACGUGCGUGCCUGUGCGUGGAUACACGCUUAACUCACCCAGGGCCGUUUUGUGAGUCUGCAUGUGCUUUUUAAUUUCUGCUUGAAUGUUUGUCACACUGCGCUGCUGCUUCUAAGGGAUAUUUGGUACAAGUGCAUGUGACUCAAAGAACAAGAGUGAGGCUAAGCUGUGCCCUCAACGUUGCCUCCUUCAUGGGUGAGUGUUGGUGCUUAGAAGCCAGCACUCAGGCUGAGGUAGCUCAUGGCUAGAUCAGGCUGCAGACCACGCAGGUGGGAAGGGCUGGUUUGGAGCUCAAAGCAUCCCACCAGGGUCCUCAUACUCUGCAACUGUCAAUUCAAAUUGGAGCCUAGCCUCAGCACAAUGUUUGGCCUGCUUCUUGCUUUGCCCUGGCAGAGUACAGGGGUGGGACUGUGGUAUAUUGGUAGUGUCUCCCUACCAGUCAUUAACAGUGGUGACCAAGUGGGUCCCAGCACUCAGCUGGUGGAGAGGCUAGUAGAGUCAAUGAAAGACCCACCAUGUCUGUCAUUGAUAAUGAGUCAUCACUCAUGAACAUUUAGGUCAAAUGCCAGUGUGAAAAAAGGUAUUUGGAAACCUGGCCACAAUUAGGUGGUUUUCUAUAUUUUCCAUCUCUUGGUCCACAUGAAAGAGGUCUUGGCUCUGUCAUGAAAGAGGGAAAUUAGACUCCUCCUCUUUAUGUUAGAGACCCAGAGUCAAAGGCUCUAUAGUUACAAUAAUUAAAAAACUGGACCCUAAAUUCUGCUCCCAGUAGUGACACCUGCUCUUUUGUAAUUUUUGAAUUCAGUUCUGCAUCCAACUUGAAAAACAGAAAGCUUCUUUCCAUACCAAGCAUACUAAUUCACUUAAACUAUACCCUUCAAAGAUAAAUUACUAGAAAACAACAGUAGCCUCUUGCCUGUCCUUGGCUACUGGAGACACUCGGAGUAGCUCCCCUACACCAUUCCCUAGCAGAAGGUUCCAGAUGGAAGGAUGGCUUGGGGACAGCCUAGUUCUAACUGCCAGAUCUGCUGUAAGGGCUACAAUGCCUUAUCCAUUUUUGUUAAACUGGGUGCAGCAUGCCUGAUCUUGAAGUGUUCAGGACACAGCACAAUAGAUGGAUGUUCUCCAUUUAACCCUGUGCUGGACCGCACGGGAAAAUUCCAAUUGCUAACACAAAGUUCAUCUCUAGAAAAGGAAUUAUAUACCUGGCAAGCUUGGUGCAUAUCUUAAGGGCUACUUUUUUGAGCAUUUGACUUGUGACUUUGAAGCACGUACUGAUUGCAUGAAGUAGAAGGGGUCUCUAUGACAGUAUGAGUCAGUGCUUCCUUUAAAAUUUCUUCCAGAGAGCUCAGGCCAUCACAAAGUCUUCCUGUGUGAUUUAUUAGGAGAUUUGAAGAGCAUUUGGAAACAUAUACAGCUAGCCAUGCAUCUCCAUUUUGGUUUGGGGUUUGUUAUUAAAUGUUUUUAAUGUGACUUCUUCAAUAACUAAACAUAAGCUGCCUGUUCUCUGAAAUCUCAGAGAGAGAAACUAGAAUUAAUGAGUAACAAGGUGCGGGGAUGGGGGUGAUUUUCUACCUGUACUCUCUGUUCUCCCCUGACCCGAAAGCUGGGGCCUCCCAGCUGAGGCUCCUCUUCUGAAGCACAGGCUGUUGUAGUUCUGUUUUCAACCUUGGUCUCCUCCAUCUCAGCCUGGGAAAGCCCAACCGGUAACAUUUCUAAAACUCUCACCUAAUCUCUUUACAUUUUGAAGCAGACAUCUUUUCCUAAGAAUUGCUUCUGAGAUGAUGAUAUAAAAUAUAUGUGCUUUUGCAAGUUUAAAAGAGUUUAAAUUAACCACUCUCGACUAAGUAAGUCUCUCUAACGAUUGUGUACAGCAGAUUUGGUGUGGUGUUCUGGGGCGUGCGGCAGUUCCAGGUUGUGCCCUAACAGACCCCUGCUUCUGAUUGUCCUGAAAGAUGGUGGAAGGGAAUGAACUCUGUCCCAUCAACCCUUCUGUGUCCUCUGAAGCAAGCACAGAUUUACAAAUCACUUCAUUUGUAUUUCUGGUAGCUAUUUAAUCUGUACUUCAUAUUGCCAGCCCUGAUUUUAUUUGAUUUUAAAGUUAUUCUUCUUCUGAUGAACCAAGUGUUGGUGUACCUUUAAACUUGCUCUUUCAGGCUCCCCUUGGAAGAACCUUCCAGAAAAAAGAGAUCACUUAGGGCUUGAGAUUUGCAAUGAUACCAUCUAACAAUGACAAUGUGCACUAAGUAGAUUCCCCCAACAACCCUGUGAUGGGAGAAAGAGAAAGCUAUACUUUGGCAUUAAAAAAAAAGUCAUUAUCCUUCCAUUUGCUGCCCAGUAAGCAGAGAGAGAUGGUAAUGGAUGUGUUCAGCAUAUAGAUUAUUAUGUUUUUAUUGGGGCAAGUUUAAUUGAUGGUAAACCCAAAAAGAAAGCGGGGGUUUGUCAGUUUAAAUGGAAACUUUCUGAACAGUGAAUGUGUGCACAAUAAAAUUCAAUCCAAAGUUUUCUGCA
Molecule: messenger RNA, 6121 nt
Organism: Urocitellus parryii (Arctic ground squirrel)
Lineage: Eukaryota; Metazoa; Chordata; Mammalia; Rodentia; Sciuridae
Source: RefSeq, a predicted model, not a curated record